AUGGCGAGCAUCGCCUUCAGCCGGAUGUCCAAGGCUAAUGCCCUCCACCUCAAUACCGCCUUCACAAGCAGGACUAUCAGGCCUGCCCUCCAGAUCAGGUGCAAGGCCACAGUAGUCGACAGUGCGGUCCGUUCCAUCACACCAAAGCCAACGACCUCCACCAAACCCUCCUUCGAACGUGCCACCUUCACCAUCCGUGAUGGACCCAUCUUCCACGGCAAGAGCUUCGGUGCGAAGAGGAACAUUAGCGGCGAGGCCGUCUUCACGACGUCGCUCGUAGGCUAUCCAGAGUCUAUGACCGACCCAUCGUACCGCGGACAGAUCCUGGUCUUCACCCAGCCAUUGAUCGGCAACUACGGCGUACCGUCUGCUGCACGAGACGAGUUUGGAUUGCUGAAGUACUUCGAGAGCCCGAACAUCCAGGCUUGCGGUAUUGUGGUCGCAGAUGUGGCUUUACAGUACUCGCACUGGACCGCUGUGGAAAGCUUGGCGGAGUGGUGUGCCAGGGAGAAGGUGCCAGCGAUUACUGGUGUGGAUACGCGUGCUAUUGUCACGCACCUACGAGAGCAGGGGUCUUCGCUUGGUCGCAUUACAAUUGGAGAGGAAUACGAUGCAGACGAAGACGAGGCAUAUGAAGACCCAGGUCAGAUCAACCUGGUGGCUCGCGUGUCUACCAAGCAACCCUUCCACGUCCCGUCUCCAGUCGGCGACGCCCACAUUGCACUCAUCGACUGCGGCGUCAAGGAGAACAUCAUCCGCUCGAUCGUCUCUCGAGGCGCUUCCGUUACCGUCCUGCCCUGGAACUACCCUAUCCACAAGUUGGCUCGCCACUUCGAUGGCGUCUUCAUCUCCAACGGCCCUGGUGACCCAACUCACUGCCGUCAGACAUCCGACAAUCUUCGUCUGCUCAUGGAUACUACGAAUGUCCCGAUCAUGGGCAUUUGUCUCGGCCACCAGCUCCUCGCUAUCGCGGCCGGCGGCAAGACCGAGAAGAUGAAGUAUGGAAACCGUGCUCACAACAUUCCCGCUCUGGACAAGACGACUGACUUCAAGGAGUACUUCGUGAACCUCAACGACGACUCAAACGAAGGAAUCAUCCACAAGACUCGUCCCAUAUUCGGCACGCAGUUCCACCCCGAGGCCAAAGGAGGCCCAUUGGAUUCUUCGUAUCUGUUUGAUGCAUACUUGAACAGUGUCAAGACCUACAAGGCCGAACAGGAUAGGUUGAAGCCAGGUAACAAGGAGAUGAGGCCAAGCCCUUUGUUGGUAGAUUUGUUGGCGAAGGAGAGAGUUGGGGUGGCUCCCGGUGCUGCGACGGAGAUUCCGGUUUAUGCUUAG
Molecule: messenger RNA, 1338 nt
Organism: Recurvomyces mirabilis
Lineage: Eukaryota; Fungi; Ascomycota; Dothideomycetes; Mycosphaerellales; Teratosphaeriaceae
Gene: CPA1
Product: Multifunctional pyrimidine synthesis protein CAD
Exons: 2
Coding region: 1-1338 (445 amino acids)
Biological process (GO): 'de novo' pyrimidine nucleobase biosynthetic process; L-arginine biosynthetic process; L-glutamine metabolic process
Cellular component (GO): cytoplasm; carbamoyl-phosphate synthase complex
Molecular function (GO): carbamoyl-phosphate synthase (glutamine-hydrolyzing) activity
Source: RefSeq, a predicted model, not a curated record